GGCAACACUGCGAGAGAGGGCGCUGCAAGUCGGUGCUUAGUGAUCUGACUUACUCAAUCGCUAGAGAGCUAAGCUACGGUAUUGGGUAGUUCUCGUAGAAUGGCGCAGUCAGUGCGGAUCGGCGUGGACGUCGGUGGAACAAACACCGACGCGGUGUUAAUCGACCUGGGCCAGCGAGAGACAGCGUCUCGUGGCAUUCUCUCAUCUCACAAGGCACCAACGUCCCCCGACGUCACCACUGGCAUCCAAGAAGCCAUUAACACGGUCCUCCGGGACUCUCACGUGGCUCCGGAAAAUGUGGCCUCUGUCACUAUUGGUACAACUGCCUUCCUGAACUCUGUGUUGGAGCAAGACGCUCGCCGUCUAAGCAAGGUUGCGAUUAUCCGAUUGUCGAAAUCGUUCCUGCGCGAUGUGAAGCCGUUUUCCGAGUGGCCAGCGGGACUGGCCAGUCUCAUUAAUGGAUAUGUCGGGUACAUCGAUGGCGGCCUCCAUAUUGACGGGUCUCAAGAGGCACCGGUCGUCGAAUCGCAGGUCGUUCGGGAGUGUGAGAACAUCAAGGCGCUGGGUUUAACAACUGUUGUCGUCGCUGGCGUUUACUCGCCCAUUGAUGAGGUGUUCCGACAGGAGGAGACGGUGCGGGAUAUUAUCGCCCGCGAGAUUCCGGGGGCAGAUGUCGUGUGUUCGAAGGAGAUCGCGAAUAUAGGGUUCCUGGAACGGGAAAAUGCUGCUAUCCUUAACGGCGCCAUCUUGAGAUACGCACGCCAAACAAUCCGACGCUUCCGUCGCGCGAUGAAAUCCCUUCAUCUGCAGUGCCCGCUGUUUCUGACGCAGAAUGACGGCACCAUUAUUGACGCGACUAGUGCAGCAAAAACACCCAUCCGCACCUUCAAUUCCGGAGCUACGAACUCCAUGCGCGGCGCCGCAUAUCUGGCCGGAGAGGAUCUAGCUAAUAAGUCCACCAUUGUCGUUGAUAUUGGUGGCACCACGACCGAUGUUGGGGUUCUUCUUCCGUCUGGACUCCCACGUCAGGCGUCUGCUUAUGUGAAAGCAGCGGGCAUCAAGGUGAACUAUUCCAUGCCCCAUUUGUAUUCUGUCGGACUGGGUGGAGGAUCCAUUGUCCGUGAUGGACAGAGAGGCGCCAAGAAAGGGGCUGUCACUGUUGGUCCAGACUCCGUUGGGCAUCGACUGCUCACGGAAGGUCUGGUAUUUGGUGGAAAGACUCUGACGGCAACUGAUAUUGCUGUUGCCGGUGGUCAGUGUGUCGUCGGUAAUGCGGAGUCCGUUAAGCAAGUGACUUCUGAGUUGGUUUCUGCGUCUCAGACACGGAUCAAACAGAUCUUGGAACGGUCAAUUGACCUCAUGAAGACCUCGCCGGAGCCAUUGCCAGUGCUCCUUGUCGGAGGAGGUGCUGUCCUGGCUCCUGCAGAGCUAGAGGGUGCAUCCAAACUCAUCAACCCGCCGUUCUUUGAUGUGGCGAACGCGGUCGGUGCAGCAUGCGCCAAGGUUGGUGGAACGGUCGAUAAGAUCACCAGCAUCGCGAACCAGUCCAUCAAGGACGCUGUUGAAGAGGCUAAGAAGGCUGCCAUUGAACGAGCUAUUCAAGCUGGCGCAGUGGAGGAUAGCGUCUUCAUUGCCGAGGUUGAAUCCAUGCCUAUUCCCUAUAUUUCCAAUCAGUUGAGAACGGUGGUCAAGGCAAUCGGGAAUUUAGAUACCGAGAGGUCGAUGAGCAUGUUCGUUGACAAUGACGAUGGCCCCGUGGAGGAGGAUACUAUAAUUGAGAGCCCCAGGACUACCGAACACCUGGAAGUGCCCGAAGUGAUCCCAGUAGACCAUCUUACCUACCGUCCUAAUGUUGUCUUCAACGAGACGGCUGGCCGGCACGAAUGGCUUCUGACGGAAACCGAUCUGAACUACGUCGCAGACGGCGCGUAUGUCCUCGGCUGCGGUGGCGGAGGAAGUCCAGAUGCAGGCCGCAUCCAACUACAGGAAAUGCUCCGUCAAGGCUACAAAAUCCGGUGCAUUGAUCAUUCCGUCCUGCCGGACGAAGCGCUAGUCUACUGGGGAGGACGUAUGGGAUCACCGGCAACGACGGUGGAGCGCCUCCAAGCCCACGAAACGGUCGAUGCCAUCGGCCAGCUCAUGCAUUAUAUGGGUCACAAAUCCUUUGAUGCCGUGAUGGGCCUCGAAAUCGGCGGUUCAAAUGGUCUCGAAGCCUUCCAAUGGGGCUCGGAUCGAUUCUACGACCGCCCGGUGAUCGACGCGGACUUUAUGGGCCGCGCAAAUCCCAUGAUCUGGCAGACUACAAUGGCCGUCUAUCGGCCCGGGGAACUCACACCAUGCGCGAUUGAUUCUGGCGAUGGAAGGUCUGUCAUCAUGCCCCGAGCGGGAGAUGAUGAGAUGGUCGACCGCGUGCUCCGUGCUGCUUUGACCGAAAUGGGUUCCUUAGUUGGUCUAUCAGCUCGCCCGACAAAUGGUGCGGCUGUAAGGGAAUUCGCCAUUUUGAAUACAGUGUCACUAUCAUGGAGAAUUGGGAGGGCCAUUGCCCAGGCUGCUCAAUAUAGUACACUUCUCACAGUUCCAGAAGCCAUCAUUGCUGAAGCCGGAGGACCCCAAUCCGCCAAGGUCCUAUUCCGAGGCAAGAUCUCUGGAAUCGAGCAAACAGUAUACAAAGGCCAUUCAUACGGCGAGCUCAUUAUCACCGAAGUCCCCAUCGAGGAUGAUGACCAGGCCACAAACCAGAAUUGCUCCGCUGCGGUUGCGCAAGGCGGGCACAUCCGCAUUCCGUUCAAGAACGAGAACAUCUACGCCGAGCAUCAUGCCACCGAUGGCUCGAAGAAGAUCAUUGCCAGCGUGCCGGACCUCAUUUGCAUCUUGGACAAGGAAUCGGGCAAGCCGAUCGGUGUGCCGGAGUAUCGGUAUGGCUACCAGGUGGUGGUGCUGGGAUUAGCCUGCUCUCCACAUUGGUCCAAGACGGAACGGGGCCUUGAGAUUGGUGGACCGAAGGGCUAUGGAUAUGAUUUCGCAUAUGAGUCGUUGGGCGAGUAUGUUGAGCCCAGGAGUGUGAUUGAUGAGUUCAAGGAGGUUAAUUAGGCCGCGCGCAACAUGUCUUACUAUAGAAUUCCUUAAUAUUAGCGUCAAUGAAUCCUUUUAGGUCUUUUGUUAGACAACUUCCCCACUUAAAAGACGAUAUGGACUUAUGGAGUCAUGGACUUGCGAUAUCUAUCCGAGAUCAUUGAAGUGGAGAAUCGGAGCCGUUCAUCCACAAGAGGUUUAUCCGCUCGGAUGGACGUUGAUCCGACAAUUCCUCUUACAUACAUUCCAAACAUUACAAACACUCUAAACAUUCCAAUGCAGACUAGACUUUGAGUCACAUGAUCCCUCUUCAAGGGCAAAAGCAACCUUUUAAAGGAAAACAAAAUAAGUAAAAGUCGAACGAAAUGGAGAUAUUGAGGGUUAAGUAAGUCGCUAACUGGC
Aspergillus pseudotamarii is the source of this 3474-nucleotide messenger RNA. RefSeq lists its product as uncharacterized. The transcript is spliced from 3 exons. Gene Ontology annotation, biological process: glutathione metabolic process. NCBI's taxonomy places the organism in Eukaryota, Fungi, Ascomycota, Eurotiomycetes, Eurotiales, Aspergillaceae. Gene Ontology annotation, cellular component: cytosol. Gene Ontology annotation, molecular function: 5-oxoprolinase (ATP-hydrolyzing) activity. The coding region runs from base 100 to 3090 and encodes 996 amino acids. The record is from RefSeq and is a predicted model, not a curated record.